Molecule: messenger RNA, 972 nt
Organism: Oikopleura dioica
Lineage: Eukaryota; Metazoa; Chordata; Appendicularia; Copelata; Oikopleuridae
Source: the annotation of a GenBank genome assembly
AUGGAGUGUUCCAAAUGCACGCGUGAUUUCUCGCCAAGCUGGAAAUAUGACCAAAAAGGUCGUUUAUUAUGCACUAAGUGUAUUAAUACCGAGGAAUUCGAACGGCAGACGAUUUCUCAAAUAAAGAAAUUCAACAAUUUCUCAGACUUCUGGGAAAAGAAAGAAGAAGAGCUGACCGUCAUUGAGUUGCAGAUGGAAAAGGACCAAAAGGAGCUGCGGCAACAACAAAUAGAGGCCGAGAAAAUCCGCCAGGCCAAAUACCGCCAGCAAGAAAAGGAAAGGAAGAAUAAUUUGAUGAAUGGCGACAUUGCAGGCGUCAAUAGAACCGCCUUGGAAAAUCUAAUGAGAUCGGUGAACACUGGCAACCGACAUCGCCCGAAAGGCAACAAUAUCGGACAGGCGUCGACACUCAUGAAUCAAAUAAACCAGAUGACCCAUGAGCAAACUCUUCAAAUGAUUCAUCGACUACACCAAAUGUCGAAUCCUUCGGCGGCGAACUCAACGAUUACUGCCGAUUAUUUGGCGAAUCUCAAAGUUCAGAAGAUAAAGGAACAAAUGAUGGAGCAGCAGAAACAGAAAGAGCUCCAGAAACAAAUGGAACUGGAACGCAUUCGAAAGCAAAAACAACGAGAAGAGCUUGUCAGAAGCCAAUUAGAACGACAAAGACAGCAACAACAGCAGAGACAGAACAACCCCUCGAACUCGGAUUUACUGCGUGCUAUUUCGCAGAUUCAAAAUUUGACAAAUUUGACGCAGCCAGCUCAAAACAGCUCACCUGCUCAGAACAGUGGUACACAAGUGAACCAGCAGCUCCAAGCACUGCAGCAACUUUUGGCUGCUGGCAACGCACAGCCGAAUCUGCUUACAAAUCUUAUAGCAUCUGGAAUACUCGGAGGACAGAACGUCCGUAACUCCUCGCAGAACUACGCUGAGCUGCUCAAACCCCCAACUGCCCAUACAAACAAACGUUGA